UAUGGUCAACUCUAGCCCACACUCUCUAUGGUUAGUCUUUUCUAUCCCCCUUUUGUCUUUCUAUGGUUCGUCCACUCCCCCCCCCCCCUCCUCCAAAUAAGCUUUAUUGCCAUGAACAAACACAGCUUAAUACAUCAAUGUAGUCAUUGCCUAGAAAGAGACAGAGAGAUAUGAUAUACAGAUGUUACUGCUCUCUGUGAUCAGCUGGGACCAGAGCAGCACCAGGGACCAGCACUGCACUGACACCCUGCACCAGAGACUGCACUGAGGAGCAGCACCAGGGACCAGAGGCUACACUGCACCAGGAACCAGCACUGCACUGACACCCUGCUCCAGGGACCAGAGGCUACACUGAGGAGCAGCACCAGGGACCAGCACUGCACUGAGGAGCAGCACCAGGGACCAGCACUGCACUGAGACCCUGCACCAGAGACUACACUGCACCAGGGACCAGAGACUGCACUGAGACCCUGCACCAGGGACCAGAGACUACACUGCACCAGGGACCAGAGACUACACUGAGGAGCAGAACCAGGGACCAGAGACUGCGCUGAGACCCUGCACCAGGGACCAGAGACUGCGCUGAGACCCUGCACCAGGGACCAGAGACUGCGCUGAGACCCUGCACCAGGGACCAGAGACUGCGCUGAGACCCUGCACCAGGGACUGCGCUGAGACCCUGCACCAGGGACCAGAGACUGCGCUGAGACCCUGCACCAGGGACCAGAGACUGCGCUGAGACCCUGCACCAGGGACCAGAGACUGCGCUGAGACCCUGCACCAGGGACCAGAGACUGCGCUGAGACCCUGCACCAGGGACCAGAGACUGCGCUGAGACCCUGCACCAGGGACCAGAGACUGCGCUGAGACCCUGCACCAGGGACCAGAGACUGCGCUGAGACUCUGCACCAGGGACCAGAGACUGCGCUGAGACCCUGCACCAGGGACCAGAGACUGCGCUGAGACCCUGCACCAGGGACCAGAGACUGCGCUGAGACCCUGCACCAGAGACUGCGCUGAGACCCUGCACCAGGGACCGGAGACUGCGCUGAGACCCUGCACCAGGGACCGGAGACUGCGCUGAGACCCUGCACCAGGGACCAGAGACUGCGCUGAGACCCUGCACCAGGGACCAGAGACUGCGCUGAGACCCUGCACCAGGGACCAGAGACUGCGCUGAGACCCUGCACCAGGGACCAGAGACUGCGCUGAGACCCUGCACCAGGGACCGGAGACUGCGCUGAGACCCUGCACCAGGGACCGGAGACUGCGCUGAGACCCUGCACCAGGGACCGGAGACUGCGCUGAGACCCUGCACCAGGGACCGGAGACUGCGCUGAAACCCUGCACCAGGGACCGGAGACUGCGCUGAAACCCUGCACCAGGGACCGGAGACUGCGCUGAGGUCCUGCACCAGGGACCAGAGACUGCACUGAGAUUCAGCACCAGGUACAAGAGACUGCACUGAGAUUCAGCACCAGGUACAAGAGACUGCACUGAGAUUCAGCACCAGGUACAAGAGACUGCACUGAGAUUCAGCACCAGGUACAAGAGACUGCACUGAGAUUCAGCACCAGGUACAAGAGACUACACUGAGAUUCAGCAUCAGGGAUCAGAAAUCACAAUUGACCAGAUCUGAGCACAAAUGUGCAAUCCUGUUUAAAUGGUAAAAGCCAAGACCUGGACUACAGCCUGAUGUACUAUGAUUGGAUGAUCACCCAGCUUCUCCCUCCAUGAUGGGUCCAAGGCGUUACUCCGUCCUGCUGGGCUUCCUGCGGCCCGCGCUGCCUCUGAUCCUGGGCCUGUCCUUGGGCUGCAGUCUGAGCCUCCUGCGAGUCUCCUGGAUACAGGGCGAUGAAAAUGUUUGUAUGGAAAGUCCCCAGAACCUGUAUGGGCUACAAACCGGGCGACUGAAAUCACAAAUGAGUGACCUAAAGCCCCGAAUAAUUCCCUACAUCCGCAAGCCGCACGUCCCCCACAAGAAGGUGCUGAGGACCCGGUAUAUCCAGUCUGAGCUCGGCUUCAGAGAGCGCCUCCUGGUGGUGGUCUUGUCUUCUCGCUCCACGCUGAACUCCCUCGGGGUGGCUGUGAAUCGCACUCUCUCCUCCCAUGUCAGCCGCUUGUUGUUUUUCACGGGGGCCCGGAGCCCCAAGGUCCUCCCGGGAAUGGAGGUGGUGUCCCACGGAGAUGAGCGCCCGGCGUGGCUGAUGUACCACACCUUACGCCACCUGGAGAACCAUCUUCUGUCCACGUAUGACUGGUUUUAUGUCACCCAGGAUGACUCUUACACUAAUGGAUACCACCUGCAGGACCUCGUGAGUCACCUGAGCCCCGGGCCUGCUGUGUACGUUGGCCAACCUAUGGAGUUCAUCGGUGGCCAGGAGGAGUGGAGAUAUUGCCACGGAGGCUCUGGCUACCUGCUCUCUAGGGCCCUUCUGCUCAGCCUGGGGCCACACUUGGAUUUCUGUCGUUCUGAUAUACUUGGUUCGCGGCCGGAUGAAUGGUUGGGGCGCUGCCUGCAGGACACCCUGGGUAUUGCAUGCGUGGCAAACUAUCAGGGGUUGCGGUACGUGUCAUUUGCCCUCCCACGGAAUGUGGAUGUGGAAGCUAUAGACGGGGCGGUGUUGGGCAGCUGCGUGUCUGUGUACCCUGUGCGAGACGCCGCGCUCACGUACAGACUGCAGAGGAAGCUCAGCCAGAUCCGACUGCACAGGACCUACAGGGAGAUCCACAGGCUCCAGAACGAGAUCCGGAACCUUUCUUCUCUAACCCCAAAUGGAGAAGCCAGUCUCCUGUGGCCGGUUGGUAUAAAUCCGCCUUUCAGCCCUACUUCCCGUUUUGACCUGUUGACGUGGGAGUAUUUCACAGAGAGCCACACUUUCUCCUGCCCUGAUGGUGCUCCCAAGUGCCCUUUACAUGGAGUGUGGCGGCUGGAUGUGCAACAGGUCCUUGAUGAAGCUUUGGAUCAGCUGAACCAACGCUACCACCCAUGGCUCCGCUUCAAAAUGCAUCGCCUGCUCAAUGGGUAUAGACGCUUUGACCCGACACGGGGUAUGGAGUACACACUGGAUCUUUUGCUGGAAGCCACGACUGAGAGGGACCAUGUCGGAGUGAUAACCAAGCGUCUUAGUCUCUUGCGGCCCCUGGGCCUUGUAGAAAUUCUUCCUAUGCCCUACGUGACGGAGGCCACACGAGUCCAGCUGGUCUUACCGCUGAUGCCAGCCGAUGUCAGCCAUGUUGCAGGUUUUCUUGAUGCCUUUGCAACAAACCUUCUUGACCCGCAGGAGAAUGUGGCUCUGACUGUACUGCUGGUAUAUGACAUGGGCUCCUCUGGGCAGGAGAAGGAUGUCUUUGAGGAUGUACGUGGCAUGGUGUCGGAGCUGGAGAGGAGGUAUUCAUAUCUACACCUGGAAUUGUCUGUUGUCCACACUGAGUUACCUUCUCAGGUCCGGCUCAUGGAGCUGGUAUCCAAGAAACAUCCAAUGGACACGUUGUUCUUCCUGGUGAGUGUUUGGAGUGAGGCAACCACAGAGGUGCUGAACCGAUGCCGUAUGAACGCCAUUACGGCUUGGCAGGUCUUCUCCCCAGUCCACUAUCAGGAACACAGCCCUGAAGUGUCCCGCCACAGCUUCUCCGCCCCACCGCCGGCGGACUUUCUGCGUGAUGGCCACUUCGACCGUCUGUCUUCCUCUGAGUUCUGCUUCUAUAACUCUGACUUCAUGGGGGCGAGAAGCCGGAUGGCAGCAGAGGUGGGUGCGCAGGAGGAGGAGGAUGAGGACAACGGAAACAUAGAGCUUCUGGAGUUGUUUCUGCGGCACUCAGAGCUGCACGUUUUCAGGGCGUUAGAGCCGGCGUUGGUGCAGAGGUUCUCCCUGAGAAAGUGCAGCACCCACCUCUCGGGGGAAGGUUACCACCGCUGUGUGCUCAGCACCCUGGAGGCAUUGGGCUCCCGCAGCCAUCUUGCUAUGGCUCUGUUUGACCAGGACCAGACUAACAGUACGUAGGCGAGCGCCCAAGCCGCGGCAGUGCCCACAGACAUGUACUAACAAGAUUAUACGCAAUGUGCCAGGAACGUAAAAUGUGUUAUCACAUGUAUAGUAACACAUCGUACGUGACAUUUAUUAAUGUGACCUCUUGUAAAUAUGCAUAUAAAUACUAUUUAUAUCAUCUGGAAA
Pseudophryne corroboree (corroboree frog) is the source of this 4175-nucleotide messenger RNA. Its product is annotated as chondroitin sulfate glucuronyltransferase-like. Gene Ontology annotation, molecular function: glucuronosyl-N-acetylgalactosaminyl-proteoglycan 4-beta-N-acetylgalactosaminyltransferase activity. Gene Ontology annotation, cellular component: Golgi cisterna membrane. The record is from RefSeq and is a predicted model, not a curated record. The transcript has 5 exons. The coding region runs from base 1734 to 4004 and encodes 756 amino acids. NCBI's taxonomy places the organism in Eukaryota, Metazoa, Chordata, Amphibia, Anura, Myobatrachidae.